AUGGCACAAGCACCGCCCACAGCUUCAGCGCCACUGACAAUGAGCGCGGUCGCCUCGGUCUCGGAUGCCGAGAAACGCGCGAGGUCCCCGCCCAAGGCGACCCCCAAGCUACGCAGCUGUGUCAUAUGUCGCAGUCGCAAGGUCCGCUGCGACAAAAAAUCUCCGUGCUCGAAUUGCCGUCGCGCAAACAUCGCCUGUGUCUUUCCAUCCGCUGACCGUCCGCCGAGAUGGGCCCGACGUCUGAUAUCUAAUCAGCAGGCAGCACAGGAUGCCCCCGUGGCAGACCAUAUCAUGGAGAGAAUUCACAGUCUCGAGACCCUCGUCAAAGAGCUGCGCGGGCAGCUCGAACAGGCUAACUUGUCCGGGGGUCCUUCGGGGGUCAACUCGCCCGGCAGCUCCUCGCAGGAUCCAGAUCCUGGCCAUCAGGAGAAUGCUUCGUCGACGCCUGAAGGCAAUGUUCAGAGGCAGUUCGGGAGAUUAGUUCUCCAGGAUGCCAGCCAAAGCCGAUAUUUCAGUAGUGGUUUCUGGUCCCGAGUCACCGAUGAGCUCGAUGGGCUGAAGAUGGACACUCACGGUCUUCUACUAGAGGAUUCUGACAGCUCGGAAGAUGAGUCUUCCACGAGAAAGACCCAGUCUACUCAGGAACUCGGCCGCACGCCUUCCGAGCGCCAUGCAUUCUUAUUUCGACAUAACUUUAGCCCUUUUGUCCCCGAUUUACGCGAGUUCCAUCCAUUGCCAUCUCAGAUACCUUUUCUCUUGGAUGUCUUCUGUGAGAAUGUCAAUGUGUUCGCACAAAUCGUCCAUCGCCCUUCCAUUGUGAAAAUGGUCCGGGAGCUUCGCGGUAGUGACUUGACGAGUCUCAAUCCAGGCAAUGAGGCCUUGAUCUUCUCGAUUUACUACGCGGCCAUCACUUCUAUGGAGGACGAUGAUGUCAUCAUCAAUUUUGGAUCUACCAAAGCCGAGCUCAAUCUCAAAUUCCGUCUUGGCCUGGAACAUGCGCUUGCAAGGGCUGAUUUCCUCAAUGUGCCUGAUUUAGUUCUGGUGCAGGCAUUUGCUAUCUUUCUGGCUCUGGUUCGCCGGCAUGACAGCCCACGGUUUGUGUGGAUGAUGACCGGUUUGGCCAUCAGAAUGGGCCAGGCUCUGGGGUUACAUCGCGAUGGCACCAAUUUCAAGCACCUCACUCCAUUUGAGAUUGAGAUGCGACGAAGAGUCUGGUGGGUCUUGUGCUUCCUGGAUGUGCGAGCAUCGGAAGACCAAGGCAUGGAAUUGACCAUUGCGGCCGGCACCUACGACACCAAGCGGCCUCUGAAUAUCAACGAGGGAGAUCUCCAUCCCGAUCUGGAAAAAAUGCCUCAAGAGCAUGAGGGUUUGACCGACGCGUCCAUUAUGCGUGUUUCGAUUAGCAUGUGCGAGAUCACCAGACAGAUUAUGUCGCCCAGUUUCAAGAAUCAGGCCCCGAGCAUGGAAGAACAGAACCGUCUGCUGAACGGAUAUUACCAGAUUCUCGAACGGGAAUUUCUUCAAUAUUCGACCAAAUCCGGGAACAUUUCGUACUGGGUUCAAGUUACAGUCGCACAAAUUUGGAUGGCCAAGAUGACACUUUUGACCUAUCUGCCUGUGCUCUUCUCUUCGCCCAGUGAGCACUUCUCCGACGAACUUCGAAGCAAGCUAUUGGUGGCCGCCAUCGAGGUCGCCGAGUAUAAUCAUGCCCUGAACGCCGAGCAAGCCUGCCGCCACUGGCGCUGGCUUUUCCAAACCUACACCCAUUGGCACGCGGUGGUGUACCUUUUGAUUGAAAUUACGCGGCGUCCGUGGUCACCCCUUAUCGAGAGAGCCUGGGUGGCCCUCCACAGUGUAUGGCUCAUUCCAACCCAAUCGCACAUGGACAAAAACCUACGAAUCUGGUUCCCCUUGCGUAAGCUAAUGGGUCAGGCCCGUCAGCACCGCGAGAGGGAGCUGGAGAGAUUGCGGGGGGAUGCCCUGGCUGCCGAACACUUGGAGAGGGGGGACCGGAAGAUGCCGGUGCCUUCUUCGAUUCCGGGGCCUUCUUCAGCCGAGAACACCAAUGCCGCAGAGUUCUUUAUUAAGCGGUGGCACCAAUUACUAGCCCCAGUGCCGACUGGAGCCGGAUCUACAAUCAGUGCCACCACCCGUGCGCCUGGCGACAACGCCACGAGGGCUGCCAGUCUCUUGGAUCCCUUUUUUGCAGCUAAUAUCGAUCCUCCGAGCAACAUGGAAAGCCACUCCCAAUCGCUAGUUGAACCGACAUAUCGUGGUGGAUCACACUCGGACCAGAACCUGUCAAGUGCUACUUCCAAAGUCUUCGGACCGGAUCUGUCGACCACUGCUCCCGUGUCUCCAUUCAAUAUGAAUGACCCAACCUCGGCCCAUCAGGCCGGCGUGGUCCCCUGGCUGUGGGCGGAUAAUAGCACAUCCGCAGAAUCUCCCAGUCUAGAUAUCCCAAUGGAUGUGGACGGCGAGGUUGACUGGUACAAUUGGGUUGAGUCAGCUAAAGAAGUGGAAUGGGAUACAGGGCGUUCAUAG
Penicillium lagena is the source of this 2544-nucleotide messenger RNA. RefSeq lists its product as uncharacterized. The coding region runs from base 1 to 2544 and encodes 847 amino acids. Gene Ontology annotation, biological process: DNA-templated transcription; regulation of DNA-templated transcription. Gene Ontology annotation, molecular function: DNA binding; zinc ion binding; DNA-binding transcription factor activity, RNA polymerase II-specific. The transcript is spliced from 3 exons. NCBI's taxonomy places the organism in Eukaryota, Fungi, Ascomycota, Eurotiomycetes, Eurotiales, Aspergillaceae. The record is from RefSeq and is a predicted model, not a curated record.